This is a messenger RNA of Gossypium arboreum, 2554 nucleotides long. RefSeq names its product probable cyclic nucleotide-gated ion channel 16. Bases 281 to 2455 code for a protein of 724 amino acids. Gene Ontology annotation, biological process: transmembrane transport; monoatomic ion transport. The record is from RefSeq and is a predicted model, not a curated record. Gene Ontology annotation, molecular function: monoatomic ion channel activity. The transcript is spliced from 6 exons. NCBI's taxonomy places the organism in Eukaryota, Viridiplantae, Streptophyta, Magnoliopsida, Malvales, Malvaceae. Gene Ontology annotation, cellular component: membrane.
AUAUUUUGAAAAAAGUAUUUUAGGAGUUAUUUAAAAAAUAUUUGAAGUUAACAUAUUUGUUUUGAUUAAACAAGCCAAUAAUAAAAGUUGCAUUAAUUAGUUUAUUGCUUUGUUUGGCGCUCAAAUUGCCCAUGAAAAUCCGCAGAAGUAGCUAGGCCUUCCAUACUUGGAAAAAUCUCUCAAACCCAAUCCUCUUCUGCUUCUCUCUUUACCUUUCCAUCGUCCAUGCCAAGCCGGGGUUUUGCAGUUAUUAAUUAUUGGUUGUUAAUAUUGGUGGAAGAUGAAUCACCUCCAUCGAUACGCGUCCACCCGCUUCGGACGGCUCCCAAAGACCUUCUCAGAGUUGUCAGAUCUGAGGCGGGAAGUUCCAUGGUGGAAUCAAGUCCUUGAUCCUGGAAGCCCCACUCUAACCAAAUGGAACUACAUUAUUCUUUGCACGUGCCUCGUUGCCUUGUUUUUGGACCCUCUCUACUUUUUCCUUCCCGUUAUUGGUGCCCCAGGCUGCAUGCAAAUCGAUCUAGGCUUAGGUAUCUUUGUCACCUUCUUCCGUACCGUCGCAGACUUGUUCUUUUUCAUUCACAUCACCAUCAAGUUCAGGACUGCUUUUGUCGCACCCUCUUCUAGGGUUUUCGGAAGGGGAGAGCUCGUAAUGGAUCGAAAGGCCAUUGCCAUUCGCUACUUGAAGUCCAGUUUCAUCAUUGAUCUUGCUGCUGCCCUCCCUCUCCCUCAGAUUGUCAUCUGGUUCAUAAUUCCGGCAUCGAAAAGUGCAACGGCUGCUCAUGCUAACCAUACACUUUCUUUCAUUGUCCUCCUCCAAUAUAUUCCUCGAUUCUUAAUCAUGUUUCCGAUUAAUCGACGGAUUAUUAAAACUACGGGAGUUGUCGCCAAGACUGCUUGGUCAGGGGCAGCAUACAAUCUCGUUCUGUAUACGCUAGCUAGCCAUGUGUUGGGAGCUUCAUGGUAUGUGUUGUCGAUUCAACGGCAGUACGAAUGCUGGAGAAUAGAAUGUUCAAAAGAGAUGAAUUCCACACAUUCACCCUCAUGUAGUCCUUACUUCCUUGAUUGUAAUACCGUCGGAAAGUCUGCACGGAACGCUUGGCUCAAGAAAACUAAUGUGAUCAUUAAUUGCGAUGCUUUGAAUGAUGAUGACAAAGAUUUUCAGUUUGGAAUGUUUUCUGAUGCUUUUAGCAACAAUGUUGCCUCAUCGGAUUUCCCUGAUAAAUACUUUUACUGCCUUUGGUGGGGUUUGAAAAAUUUAUGGUAUAUAUUUAGUUUGAUUGCAUUAGGUAUUAAAAUUAGUUUUUUUGUUGUUGUUGUUUUUCUAACACCUGCAACAAUUAUAUGUUAUAUAUGCAGUUCAUAUGGACAAAGUAUUAUGACAAGUACUCUGAGUUCAGAAACUUUAUUUUGCAUUAUUAUUUGCAUAUGUGGUUUAGUCUUCUUCUCACAUCUCAUAGGCAACAUGCAGGGCUAUCUUCAAUCUACUACAGCUAGACUAGAAGAGUGGAGAAUUCGACGAAGAGAUACAGAAGAGUGGAUGAGACACCGGCAAUUGCCACCAGAUUUGCAAGACCGUGUGCGCCGGUUCGUUAACUAUCAAUGGACUGCCACAAGAGGUGUUGAUGAAGAAGCUAUAUUGAAGUCCUUACCCUUGGAUCUCCGGCGUCAAAUUCAAAGGCAUCUCUGUCUUGCCCUUGUUCGCCGUGUUCCAUUUUUUGCUCAGAUGGAUGACCAGCUACUAGAUGCCAUAUGUGAACGUCUUGUCUCGUCCCUGAACACCAACGACAUGUUCCUUGUCCGAGAAGGUGAUCCAGUGCAGGAGAUGCUUUUCAUCAUUCGAGGCAAAGUCGAAAGCUCAACAACCAACGGGGGUCGAACAGGGUUUUACAAUUCGAUAACCCUGGGACCUGGUGACUUUUGUGGUGAAGAGUUGCUGACAUGGGCCUUGAUUCCACAUUCAGACUCCAUCAUAAACCUUCCGUUGUCAACCCGAACGGUGAAGUCAAUUACAGAAGUUGAGGCCUUUGCUCUCCGUGCCUGGGAUCUCAGAUAUGUGGCGAAGCAAUUUAAGCGACUGCAUAGCAAGAAACUGCAACAUGCGUUCAGAUACUAUUCUCACCAAUGGAGGACUUGGGGAGCAUGCUUUAUUCAAGCUGCUUGGAGACGGUACAAGAGGAAAAAGCUGGCCAUUGAGCUAGCAAAACAAGAACAGUUGUAUGAUGACAUGUAUGACAUGGACGAUGGGGCUGGUGCAGAAUAUGAGGAUGGCGAUGCUUCAUCCUCGGACCAAGCCAACCAUGCCCAGCAUCUAGGUAUCACCAUACUGGCUUCUAAAUUUGCUAAAAACACUAGAAAAGGAGCAAAGAAGACGGUUUCCCGGAUUAACCAAGAUGAUUCCAUCUUAAAAAUGCCCAAAAUGUUUAAGCCUGUGGAGCCUGAUUUCUCUGCCUUGUAAAUUUGGACUAAAAGUAAGUUGUGAUGAUUAAAAGAUAAUGUGAGAGGUUAGAGUGUCAAUGUUCCUUCAUUAAUUUAAAAACUAUACUUGCUUCAAAAA